CUUUCCCCCUUCACUGCCCCUUUUUCCAAUCCCGAAUUCCUUCUAACUAUUCUUUUCCCUCCCUUCAAAGUAACUGCCAUUUCUUGCCUUAACAGCUCUACUUUUUUCUUCAUAAACUUAAAUAAAUCUUACAACUCCGAAGAUGGUCGACGUUGACCGGAGGAUGACAGGUCUGAAUCCGGCCCACAUAGCCGGGCUCCGCCGUCUUUCAGCCAGAGCUGCCGCCGCCGCCAUCCCGUCGACUUAUGUUAAUCCUCCCAGUAACAGCUUAUUCUCCUUCAACACCUUAGCUGAUAAAGUGGUUGCCCACCUGAAGAAUUCGGGUAUCCGGGUGGAGGUUGGCUUGUCGGAAUCGGAGUUUGCCAGAACGGAAGCAGAGUUUAAGUUUGCCUUCCCUCCCGACCUCAAAGCUAUUCUCUCCGCCGGGCUGCCGCUCGGAAAUGGGUUUCCGGACUGGCGGUCCUACGGCGCCGCCCGUCUGCAGCUCCGAGCGUCGAUUGACCUCUCAAUUGCCGCCAUGUCUUUCCACGUUGCCCGGAACGAUCUCUGGUCCAAGUCUUGGGGGUUAAGGCCGUCUGACCCGGAAAAGGCAAUCAAAUUCGCCAGGAAUGCUCUCCGGAAAGCUCCGCUUCUGAUACCCAUUUUCAACCACUGCUACAUUCCUUGUAAUCCUUCGCUAGCGAGAAACCCGAUUUUCUACGUAGACGAGAAUCGGAUUUACUGUUGCGGAUUAGAUCUCUCCGACUUCUUCGAUCGCGAGUCUGCUCUGUUUCGGAGCUCGGAAAUUCGCUCAAUUGACGAAAUCUCCGCCGGAUCAUCUUUCAAUUUUUCCAGGAGAAGUCUCGAUGCAGUCACCGGAGGGAGGAGGCCACGCUGGGUUGAGUUCUGGAGCGACGCCGCCAUGGAUAGACGCCGGAGGAACUCCCACUCGUCUUCCUCGACUUCUGAAUCUCAAUCUCCUGAACAGUACUUCGAUUUGCCCAGGCCCGAAGUUCCGAAAUGGGUCAACCAGUACAUAGAGCGAAUCGGGUCGGUUUUGAGAGCGGGCGGCUGGAGCGAAUCAGACACCUCGGAGAUCAUUAACGUUUCUCCAUCCGGUUUCUUCGACGGGGAGAUGGUGCUUCUGGACGACCAAGCGGUUAUGGAUGCCCUUCUGGUGAAAGCGGAUCGUUUCUCGGAUUCGCUCCGGAAAGCGGGAUGGAGCUCCGAAGACGUUUCGUACGCAUUGGGGUUUGAUUUCCGAACGGAGAAAGUGAGGAAACAGAGGAAAGAACUGUCGCCGGAGUUGGCGGAGAAGAUCGGGAAACUGGCCGAAUCAGUUUCCUUGUCGUCGUCAUCAUUUUAGUUGCCUUUUCCUUUCUGGUGCAACGGGCAUUUACUGGCUAUCGGCAAAACCGAAAGAUUCGUUUCUUUAUCGUACUUUUUACGCUUUUUUAUACAUUUAAUUUUUUUUUAUUAACUAUAGGUUCGAAAAAGACAAUAGACAUACACAAACAAAAAGGGGUAAACAUUGUAUGAUAGUUGUUCGGAUAAUCCUAACCUUUCUAAUAAGGUGUAGAGAUUUAUAUUAGUAAUGCUCUUGAGAUAAUGUAAGAUAGUUCAUUAUUACUAAA
This is a messenger RNA of Cuscuta europaea, 1613 nucleotides long. The record is from the annotation of a GenBank genome assembly. Lineage: Eukaryota; Viridiplantae; Streptophyta; Magnoliopsida; Solanales; Convolvulaceae.